Aspergillus ruber CBS 135680 is the source of this 1712-nucleotide messenger RNA. RefSeq lists its product as uncharacterized. The record is from RefSeq and is a predicted model, not a curated record. Bases 149 to 1432 code for a protein of 427 amino acids. Gene Ontology annotation, cellular component: fungal-type vacuole. NCBI's taxonomy places the organism in Eukaryota, Fungi, Ascomycota, Eurotiomycetes, Eurotiales, Aspergillaceae. The transcript is spliced from 3 exons.
UCACCUCGUCGCAUCGUCGCAUUUGCAACACCACGUUUCUUAUCUGGCUUAUACUGUUGAUAUGGAGUAAUCCGUUUGCUAUCGAUUGAAUCCGAGCCCAAUCGUGCAUGAAUUGUCAAGCACCAUCCUCCAUAUCGGGUUUCGACGCAUGCUUAUGCACAACCCGAGGAUUCUCGAGUCACACUAUCUGAUUCGAACCUGGCCGUUAUCUAUAGAGUUGGAUAAGGUCAUCGCAAAUGCUCUUCUGUUUACUCCGCCAUUGAGAGACAUACAUACCAUACCACGUCCACACCACUACGACAUGAGACUAUCACUGGUGGGGCGCAGAACAUCCAGCGCACUACUACUUUUCCUAGCCAUUGCCUUGCUAGCCAAGCUAUCAGCAGCCCAAGACACAACAGACGCCAACGAUGCCGCAACCACCGACGAUGCCACCGCAACAGCGACAUCCGCCGAAACAACAGAUACAGGAACAAGCACCACCGACGCCUCGACUUCGUCUUCGACCGACUCCUCAACGACAUCAUCCUCAAGCUCAACGAGCAGCAGUUACCCCACCGUAACCGUCCCACCAACAGCAGGUGCGCCCUACAUGCAAACAUCUAGCACCCCGGAGGGGGCUGUCUUCAUUGCUGUUGGUGCGGUGUUGGGAUUUCUAGGACUCGCGGUCCUGGCAUGGCGCGGGUUGGUUGCGUGGUCUGUGAAUCGGUCUGUUCGGCAGCAGGCUGCUGCGAUGCAGUCGUCUGAGAAGAGGGGGUUGUUGAGAAGUAGGAGGAGGAGGUCAUCCGCACGGUCGAAGUCGAGGUCCAGAUCCAGAUCGGGAUCGAUGCCUAGAGGGCAAUUGCCGAGUGGUAUUCCGGAUAACGCGCCUGCUGGAAAUGCAACUGGGGGAGAAUACGAUCGUCACCACCACCGCCGUCGAAGCGGAAGCGGAAGUCGUGGACCCCCAAGAAUGAGAGAAGUUCCGGGCUCAAGCAACGCGCUAUUCUUCUCCCCAACCGCUGGAGCAAGCAUGCACAGUGGGAAACGGUCGAGCCAGCACCACUCAGGCUACGGCUAUGGCCACGGCUACGGCACUGCAAGCACUAGCACACCCCGUGCAAGCACCGGCCCAAUCCCAACAAGUGCAAGUCUAAGCGCAAGCGAACGAUACCAACCACCUUACAAAGGAAAACGUGCAUACCCCCCUCCACCGCGCGCGCGGAAAAUCCCAAUAGUCAGCCCGCCGGUUUCGCCGAAUCCACGUCUUGCGGGUGAUGCUGGUGGCUACACGGGUUUGGGUCAUUCAAGAUCGUUGUCUGGCGAUAGUAUGUCGAGUGGUAGUUUGAAUCCGAACCAGGUGUCGCCGCCGCAGGGGAGGGCGCCGAGUGAGUAUUUGGAAGAUUUGUUUGAUGGCCAUGCGAGGCCGGGACCGGAUUGGAAUCGAAGGUGAUGUUGAUAUUGAGGGAUUGGUUAUGAUAUAUGAAAGUCAUGUCUAUUUUAAUGCAGCGUUAAGUAUGACGAGGAUGACAAUAAUGAAGCACGAUUACCCACAGUAAAAGAAAAAAAAAACAUAGAAAACUAUUGCCCAAUUUUAUAUGCAUAAGCCACGCACUACUCCACUGCCCUAAACAAACAUAUCUUGAAAAUUUCAGUCAUCUCAAAGGAAGAAUAUAAAGAGACAUAUAAGAAAGAAAUGAUAAAAAGAAAAGCCAGACCUAAUAUUUAACAGA